Molecule: messenger RNA, 798 nt
Organism: Gadus chalcogrammus (walleye pollock)
Lineage: Eukaryota; Metazoa; Chordata; Actinopteri; Gadiformes; Gadidae
Product: olfactory receptor 1N2-like
Exons: 2
Coding region: 1-798 (265 amino acids)
Biological process (GO): G protein-coupled receptor signaling pathway
Cellular component (GO): membrane
Molecular function (GO): olfactory receptor activity
Source: RefSeq, a predicted model, not a curated record
AUGGAGAACCAGACAUGGAUUGGAGAUGUCUUACUCCUAGAGGGGUUAAAGGUCACCCCACAGUCUUCCAUUCCUGUCUUCAUCAUCCUUUUGGCCGUCUACAUCUUCAUCAUGGUGUCCAACAUUGGCCUGACAGUUCUGAUCUCAGUGGAGAGAAGCCUUCACCAGCCCAUGUAUCUGCUGUCCUGCAAUCUAAACAUCAAUGAUGUCUUCGGUGCUACGGCCAUUUUACCUCGCUUGAUAAGUGACAUAUUUACAGAAAGUGCAGAGCGCUACAUUACUUACAUGGGGUGUGUACUCCAAGCAUAUUUCUUUCAUCUUCACAUAGGCACUUAUCUCUCGGUUCUAAUGAUCGGUCUUACUGCCCGCCUGUCUCGCUGUAGGAGCACGAUAACAAAUCCAUUCUGUGAUAAUGCAUCUCUGUUCAAACUCUCCUGUGAGAAUGUGGCGAUCAAUAAUAUUUACGGCCUUGGGUACACUGUUGUCCUACUAGGGUCCUCACUUGGCAGCACACUGCUCACCUACCUAAAGAUUGCCAUGGUGUGCAUAACCAGUAACAACAGGGCGUUAAAUAGCCGGGCCUUGCAGACCUGCUCCACGCACCUCACGGUGUACCUCAUCAUGAUGAUCUCAGGGUUCAGCUUUGUGGCUCUGCAUCGUUUCCCUGAGUUAUCAGAGCAGAGGAAAAUGGCGUCCAUUGUGAUCAUGUUGGUUCCCCCUGCUUUCAACACUGUCGUCUAUGGGCUGCAAAUAAAACAGAUAAGACACAAGAUCUUGGCCUUGUUUAAUCACAACUAA